Saccostrea cuccullata (small rock oyster) is the source of this 813-nucleotide messenger RNA. RefSeq lists its product as uncharacterized. The record is from RefSeq and is a predicted model, not a curated record. The transcript has a single exon. Bases 1 to 813 code for a protein of 270 amino acids. Gene Ontology annotation, molecular function: nucleic acid binding; zinc ion binding. NCBI's taxonomy places the organism in Eukaryota, Metazoa, Mollusca, Bivalvia, Ostreida, Ostreidae.
AUGGCUCUCUCAAAAAAACGUUGCUAUCCAGCAGGUUUCGAUAUUACUAUAAACGAUGAACAACUGAAUUCUAUCGUGGAACACUGGCCCCGCUUCAUCACACUUGAAGCACAACUAUCAGACCAACAUACGAAGCCUUUAACAAAGGUAUCGCCAUUUGUCAUUCAAAAAGGUAUUCAAGGAAUCAUUGGUACUCCUAAAUCUAUUAAAAAGUUGAGAUCCGGUGCUCUUCUUCUUGAAGUAAACAAAAAACAACAAUCAACUUCUUUGUUAGAUUUGAAAAUGCUUGCCAAUAUUCCUGUUGUUGGUAAAAUCCACAGUGGAUUGAAUCAGAGCAAAGGUAUCCUUUUCGACAGGGAUCACGACCUGGAUGAUAUUCCUGAACAGGAAAUCCAAUCUGAGUUGGAAUCCCAGGGAGUGGUCUCUGUGAAAAGGUUUACCAAAAAGCGUAAUGACAACAUAGAACCAACAAAUACCUACCUUCUGACCUUUGGCAUACCAAUAUUACCGACAAGUAUUAAAGUUGGGCUUUAUAAUAUGAAAGUCGAAAUGUUCGUUCCAAAUCCUCUGCGUUGUUUUAAAUGUCAGAGGUUUGGACACGGACAAUCCAAUUAUAAAAGUUCUGAAACAUGCUUCAGGUGUGGUGAGGAGGGGCAUGAUGGUAAAGGUUGCCAUAACGACCCCAAAUGCAAAAACUGCAAGGGCGGGCAUAUGGCUUCCUCCAAACACUGCCCUAUGUGGAAAAAAGAGAAAGAAAUACAAAAGGUCAAAGCUGAAAAAGGAUACCUUAUCCAGAGGCCAAAAAAUUGGUAA